GCCAUGCUUGGAGGGAAGGAGAGCGGUUAAUUUAAUUCCAGUUGGUGGUAGCUUGACGAUGAAGACGUGCGCAGAUUGAAAGAAUCUGCUUUGAGAGAAGUGGGCUUAGGUUUAGACACAGAGAACAGAGAGAGAGAGAGAGAGAAAGGGCGAGAAGGAAGAAGAAGCGAUGCAGUUCCAAGGAGAGUGAUUGAUCCUUUAUUCAUCCUCCAAUGUCCAAGAUGAAGCAUCUGCUGCGCAAACUCCACAUCGGAGGAGCCGUUAACGAACAUCAAAGAUUAGGCGAAAAUCGUCCUUCCAAUAAUUCUUCUUCUUCUUCCUCUUCAUCUUCGUCUUCUUCGACGUCGGCGUCGGCGUCGGUUCCUCCACUGUCUUCAUCGACGCCUUCUACAUUAGCUAGGAACAGAGUGGUCGAUGCAUCUGAUAGGGCAACUGCUGGAGCCGUUCCGACAGCUGCGUCAUCGGAUAGUUCUGCUGAUUUUAGUUUUUUCGAAGAGGAGUUUCAGGUUCAACUUGCUUUGGCGAUCAGUGUUUCUGAUCCUGAUGGUCGUGAGGACCCGGAGGCUGUCCAGAUCAAGGCCGCGAAGCGGAUGAGUCUGGGUUGUUCACCUUCUGUCUCGGCUGAUGAAACCCUUGUCGAGUAUCUAUCUCUUCGGUACUGGAACUUCAAUGUUGUAAAUUACGAUGAAAGAGUGAUGGAUGGAUUUUAUGAUGUCUAUGGCAUUACCUCAAACUCAAACAUGGAGGGGAAAAUGCCAAUGUUGGUAGACCUUCAAGCAACAUCCACUUCUGAUAAUGUUGAUUACGAAGUGAUCUUAGUAAAUCGAAGUGCUGAUCCUACACUGCGUCAGCUCGAGAGAAGAGCAGUUAAUCUAGACUCGGAAUGCCGAACUGCAGAGCUCGGUCCUAUUUUAAGUGGUCUAGUCCAGAAGAUUGCAGAUCUUGUUGUUGGUUGCAUGGGUGGGCCAGUCGCGGAUGCUGAUGAAAUGUUAAGACGGUGGAAAGUUAGGAGUUACGAAUUAAGAAAUUCUUUGAACACAAUUAUUCUUCCCCUUGGUUGCUUGGAUGUUGGACUUUCUCGUCACAGGGCAUUGCUCUUUAAGGUACUAGCUGAUCGGAUCAAUCUUCCAUGUAGGCUGGUGAAAGGGAGCUACUACACUGGUACAGAUGAUGGAGCAGUAAAUUUGAUUAAAAUUGAUCGUAACAGUGAGUACAUAAUAGAUUUAAUGGGAGCUCCAGGGACCCUAAUUCCUGCAGAAAUACCUAAUAAUUGUCUUCCAAAUUCUGGAUUAGAUGUAAGGGGCUCUGUUAACAUUGCACAGAAUGUGGAGGAUUCAUGUUUUGCCCUUGACAAGGGCAAUUGUCAAAUUGAAAAUCAAACAACUACAUUUGGGGGACUUCCAUCCCACCUAGAUCAUGUUUCUCAAGGUAGUUAUUUGGGUUCCAAUGAAGCGUCAGAUAUUGGCAGUCAAACAAAGAAGAAUGAUGCAAAUAUGUCUGAAAAAAAUCAAACUGAGAGAUUUGAGUAUGAAUUUGGAAAACUUCUUCCAUCUUUGCAUAGACCACAUGAAAGUUCAUCUGGCACUGGUGGAAAAGCUUCAUCUGUCCAAAACGUAAAAGUUACAGAUGUUUCUAAAUAUGUGAUUAGUGCGGCACAGGACCCAGAAUUUGCACAGAAACUUCAUGCUGUCUUGCUAGAGAGUGGUGCGUCACCUCCACCGGAUUUGUUUUCUGAUAUAACUCCCACUGCCCCGGAAGAACAUACCAUGUUUGGUCAAAGCCAGGUUGUGGAUGCCAACAAGAUUGCUGGUGGGGCUAAAUUUUGUCAUGAUAAAUUUUGCUUUAGCAUUGACUCAGUAAGUCAAGAUAAACAACCAACUUUGACAGGGGAGAUGGCAAGAAAAAAGAAAGAGAAUGCAACCGAUUUGGGUAACCUUAAAGAUGAGAAACCAAUUCUGACUUCAAUGGAUAAACUGGGAUUUGCCAGCUCAGAUCUUCAUUGCGUUGUUGGCAAAAACAUAAUUGGCACUGGUGUUUGUUCAGCUUCUGUGGCUUCAGGUGAGGAGUUUAUGUUGGUUAACAAUGCAGUUAAUGAAAUGACUCUGGAUGGUUCCCCGGUUGUAGGCUUGCUUCCUGUACUUAGUUCAUCAUUAGCAAGAACUGCAUGUGAAGAAAAAAUUCAGGACUGUCUUGCGCCAUGUGCAGUUGGCUCUUAUCAAAAGCAACUUGAAAAUGUUUUCGCUGGGGAUGAGGUGAGUUCUCAAGGAAAUGCAGGAGCAGUUGCAAAUAAUGUGGAGACUAUGCAAAACAAUUUUUUGCAAGAAUUUCAACCAAGUGCCAAAGGAUUGAUUGAACCAGCCGAUAAAAACCCACAAUUUGCUGGUGGUUUUCAUGGUCAGAAAAGUAAUCCAAUACUUGAUGAGGUUGCAGAAUGGGAGAUUCCAUGGGAUGAUCUUCAGAUUGGUGAACGAAUUGGUCUUGGUUCAUAUGGGGAGGUGUAUCAUGCAGACUGGCAUGGCACUGAAGUUGCUGUGAAAAAGUUCUUGGACCAAGAUUUCUCAGGUGAUGCAUUGGCGCAAUUCAGAUGUGAAGUUAAGAUCAUGCUAAGGCUGCGGCAUCCAAAUGUUGUUCUUUUUAUGGGGGCAGUUACUCGCCCUCCAAAUUUGUCAAUACUGACAGAGUUUCUUCCUAGGGGGAGUUUAUAUAGGUUAUUGCAUCGGCCCAAUGUUCAACUUGAUGAAAAGCGACGAUUGCGAAUGGCUCUGGAUGUGGCAAAGGGAAUGAAUUACUUGCACACUAGCCAUCCUACCAUUGUACAUCGAGAUCUGAAGUCCCCUAAUCUUCUUGUUGAUAAAAACUGGGUUGUAAAGGUCUGUGAUUUUGGGUUGUCACGUUUGAAACACCACACAUUUUUGUCUUCAAAAUCUACUGCUGGAACGCCAGAAUGGAUGGCACCAGAAGUUCUCAGAAAUGAACCAUCCAAUGAGAAGUGUGAUGUUUAUAGUUUCGGUGUGAUCUUGUGGGAGUUGGCUACUUUACGUAUGCCAUGGGGCGGAAUGAAUCCAAUGCAGGUAGUUGGAGCCGUUGGGUUCCAAAAUAGACGCCUUGAGAUACCUGAAGAGGUUGAUCCAACUGUGGGGCAAAUCAUUAGUGAUUGUUGGCAGAGUGAGCCGAACCUGCGGCCUUCUUUUGCUCAGCUUAUGUCCCGUCUCAAGUGUCUUCAGCACCUAUUAGUUGAAAAAUCAUAGGCAUGGAACUCAAAUUAAAGGGCAAGCUCCAUACAGGGGUAGCACCAUUGCAUUCUAGUACAACUUUUGCCGAUGCUCAAAGAGCUGGGGCAGCAGAACUCUAGUUGCAGAUAUCAUUUGAAUCAAACACAUACUUAUAGUCACCCAUUAUUAAGGGCGGGAAACGGGAAAAUCAUAGGACUGAAUUGGGGCUGUUGGUUCAUUCAAAGUGGGGACCAAUACCCAACCAAGCAAGGAAAUUCAGUCGUGUCUUGUGGG
Molecule: messenger RNA, 3506 nt
Organism: Telopea speciosissima
Lineage: Eukaryota; Viridiplantae; Streptophyta; Magnoliopsida; Proteales; Proteaceae
Product: probable serine/threonine-protein kinase SIS8
Exons: 13
Coding region: 213-3248 (1011 amino acids)
Biological process (GO): protein phosphorylation
Molecular function (GO): ATP binding; protein kinase activity
Source: RefSeq, a predicted model, not a curated record